AUGACUCUUAACGUCAGGGUUCUAGACAAACGGAAAGAGGUCGACGAAUGUUUUAUGCAAUCUGAGAAACAACAUCCUGAGUCAAAGGCAAACAACCUUAAGUCCAUGUGCAUUUCUUUUGGAUGUGAGGAUAGCUCAGUUUCAACUACAGCUGGAACUGAAGGUCCUAAAGUUCACCAACCUAGCACUGCAAGCCAGCUAGAGCAUUUUCCUUUAGUAGGAGAUCUUAGAGUUCUUGCUGGUUAUAUAUAUCUAGAAAUUUCGAAGGCAGUGGGUGUUGUUGCCAGUGAGUUUGGUGUGGUAAGGUCGGAUGUGGUUGUUAGAGUUGAGUGGAGCACAAAAAUUGUAGUGUCAAAGGCAGUCACACGUAGAGAGGUGUCAAAGGCAGUCUCACAUAGUGAGAAGGACUUUAUGCUUUCUUUGAAAAGUUAA
Molecule: messenger RNA, 432 nt
Organism: Dovyalis caffra
Lineage: Eukaryota; Viridiplantae; Streptophyta; Magnoliopsida; Malpighiales; Salicaceae
Source: the annotation of a GenBank genome assembly